Messenger RNA from Mesorhabditis belari, 483 nucleotides. Lineage: Eukaryota; Metazoa; Nematoda; Chromadorea; Rhabditida; Rhabditidae. The record is from the annotation of a GenBank genome assembly.
AUGCGUCCUCUCUUCUGCGCUCUGUUAUUGAGGGUUGUGGCUACCGGUUUGCCAGAUGGGCGUCUUCUGGAAGGCGGGAUUUCUGCUCGACUAGGGGUUCGCUAUGCCGACCAGCCAAAACGAUUUCAGCGAGCUAGUUUGGCAAAUGGUUGGAAGGAUGAGCAAGGAAACGCCAUGGACAAACCAGCAAAGGCGUGUCCUCAAGCAAAAUGUUUGUUUUUGCCGCCUCCCGCCUCUUCGCUGCUUCCCGUCAUUGUCUACAUCCACGGAGGCGCCUAUAAAUUUGGAAGUGGAAACGAAUUUACCGUGGAAAACUUGGGAAAUUUAUCGAACCAUGACCAAGUUAUAGUGGUUACGGUGCAAUACCGACUGUCAGUCCUGGGCUUUUUCUACCCGCAUUUUCCAUCCUCGAAGUUUCAUGCAAAUCUUGGACUCGAUGACACGCAUUUGGCAAUUAAAUUUAUCUCCAAAAAUAUUCAUGAG